GAGCGGGGCGCUGAGAGGAAGCGGCCCCGGGGUGGGCUCCGCGGGGAGGCACCGCCGCCGUUUCCCCAGUCCCCCCCACCCCCGCCGCGGGGGUCCCGCUGCCGCCGCCCGCUGCGGCACCGGCUCGCCCGGCCACAGCCGCGGUGCUCCGGGGCGUCGCCGCUGCCCGGUACCGGCGGCAUCGGGCUCGGCCUUCCCCUCAGCUCCCGGCCCGCGAUGGGGGCCGCCGACUGGUGCAGGAGCUCGGCGGGCGCUGCCCUCGUCCUGGCCACCUCCAGCGACCCGGAGCACCCCGCCGAGAACAUGGCGGACGGAAGUUCUGAAACAUUCUGGACGACGACAGGAAUGUUCCCGCAGGAAUUCAUUAUUGGUUUUCCUAAAUGUGUAAAAAUCAGCAAAGUCGCAAUCCAGUGUUAUUUGGUGCGGACCUUGAGAAUUGAAAGAAGCAUAUCUAAAGACCCAGUAGAUUUUGAACAGUGCAUUGAAAAAGAUUUGCAACACACAGAAGGACAGCUUCAAAUGGAAGAAUUUCCACUUCCUGAUUUCCCAGCCACUUACUUGCGGUUCAUCAUCAAGUCUGCCUUUGAUCAUUUUGUAUCAGUGCACAGGGUGAUGGCAGAGGGCACAGCAGAAAAUACUUAAGUCCAGCUUAAGUUUGUACCUUUUUUUUCCUUUUUGUAUUAUAUUUUGAUAUCUGUAUUGCAGGGAAUAUUUAUUAUUAAAACUUUGUAUUAAAGUGUUUUUUGAAGAUA
This is a messenger RNA of Cygnus atratus (black swan), 752 nucleotides long. It is a transcript of the gene IFT25, whose product is annotated as intraflagellar transport 25. Lineage: Eukaryota; Metazoa; Chordata; Aves; Anseriformes; Anatidae. Gene Ontology annotation, cellular component: centrosome; intraciliary transport particle B; cilium. Gene Ontology annotation, biological process: intraciliary transport. Bases 217 to 642 code for a protein of 141 amino acids. The transcript has 5 exons. The record is from RefSeq and is a predicted model, not a curated record.